ACAUGAGCGCAAUAGCCAAUACGGCGGCAGUGGUGGGUGGCGCCCUGACGGCGGCCACCAGUAACAGUUGGUUCAUACCCACCCUACUAGCAGCAAUUGCCUAUUUUCAAUAUGAAGAAAUUAUGGAUCCCGAGUCGAAACCCAUUGAUACCGCAGGAGAUGAAAUCAGAGAUCACUACGAUUUUAUUGUAAUAGGAGCAGGAUCGGCGGGGGCGGUGGUGGCAAAUCGUUUAACGGAAGUGGAAAAUUGGAAUGUUCUGUUGCUGGAGGCAGGUGGCGAUGAAACGGAAAUAUCGGAUGUACCACUAAUGGCGGGAUAUUUGCAGUUGAGUAAAAUGGAUUGGAAAUAUAAGACAGAGCCAUCGGGAACCACUUGUUUGGCCAUGAACGGAGGUCGCUGUAACUGGCCCAGAGGUAAAGUCUUGGGUGGUUCCAGUGUUUUGAAUUAUAUGUUAUACCUUCGAGGCAGCAAACAUGACUACGAUGCCUGGGAGGCCUUGGGCAACCCCGGCUGGAGCUAUCGUGAUGCUUUGUAUUAUUUCAAAAAAUCAGAGGACAAUACCAAUCCCUAUUUGGCCAGUACCCCUUAUCAUUCGACGGGUGGAUAUCUAACGGUGGGAGAGGCUCCCUAUCACACCCCAUUGGCGGCAAGUUUUGUUGAGGCCGGCGUUGAAAUGGGCUAUGAAAAUCGCGAUUUGAAUGGUGAAAAGCAGGCUGGCUUUAUGAUUGCCCAGGGUACUACGAGGCGUGGCAGUCGUUGCAGUACCGCCAAGGCUUUCUUGAGACCGGCACGGCUCAGGCCCAAUUUACACAUUUCCAUGAAUUCUCAUGUCACCAGGAUUAUGAUUGAUCCUGUCACUAAGUUGGCAUUUGGUGUGGAAUUUGUCAAGGACCAGAAGCUGUAUCAUGUGCGAGCCAAGAAAGAGGUAAUUUUGUCCGGAGGUUCCGUCAACUCUCCCCAGCUGUUGAUGCUGUCGGGUAUUGGACCUCGCAAGGAAUUGACCAAACAUCGCAUCCCUGUCAUCAAGGAGCUGAAUGUGGGAGAAAAUAUGCAGGACCAUAUCGGAUUGGGUGGUCUGACCUUCAUGGUCAACCAACCGGUGUCGAUUGUGGAAAAUCGUUUCCAUUCCAUGUCCACGGUGCUGCAAUAUGCCGUCUUUGGUCAGGGUCCCCUCACGAUUUUGGGUGGUGUUGAGGGUCUGGCCUUUGUCAAUACAAAGUACGCCAAUGCCACCAUGGAUUGGCCGGAUAUUGAAUUCCAUUUUGUCUCAGGGUCAACAAAUUCCGAUGGUGGUAAUCAGCUGCGAAAGGCCCAUGGCCUUACGGAUGCCUUCUAUCGUGCGGUGUUUGAAAAGAUCAACAAUCAUGAUGUCUGGAGCAUUAUACCUAUGUUACUUCGGCCUCGUAGUAAGGGUUCGAUAAAACUGCGUUCGGGCAAUCCCUUCGACUAUCCUUACAUUAUACCCAAUUACCUGACCGAUGAUUUUGAUACAAAAACUUUAAUAGAAGGUGUGAAGAUUGCAGUGGCCCUAUCACGGACCCAGGCGAUGCAGAGAUUUGGUUCUAGGCUUUCAGCCAUAAAAUGGCCGGGAUGCCAACAUUUGCAAAUGUUUACCGAUCCCUAUUGGGAAUGUAUGAUCCGUCAUUACACUGUGACAAUUUAUCAUCCGGUUGGUACCUGUAAAAUGGGUCCCUAUUGGGACCCCGAGGCCGUUGUGGAUCCACAACUGAGGGUCUAUGGUAUUCGUGGUCUACGUGUCAUCGAUGCCAGUAUAAUGCCGAAUUUGGUUAGUGCCAACACAAAUGCUCCCGUCAUUAUGAUUGCCGAAAAGGGUUCGGAUAUGAUUAAGGAAUUUUGGAUUAAAAAUACGGUGGUGUAG
Messenger RNA from Musca vetustissima, 1880 nucleotides. Its product is annotated as glucose dehydrogenase [FAD, quinone]-like. The transcript has 2 exons. NCBI's taxonomy places the organism in Eukaryota, Metazoa, Arthropoda, Insecta, Diptera, Muscidae. Bases 3 to 1880 code for a protein of 625 amino acids. The record is from RefSeq and is a predicted model, not a curated record. Gene Ontology annotation, molecular function: oxidoreductase activity, acting on CH-OH group of donors; flavin adenine dinucleotide binding.